UUCAGCUGAUGAAGAGGUUCCAGAAGCACCUUCACAUCCCCUGGUGAUGACAUCCAAGAUAGACCCCCGGGAAAUACCUGAAGUGCCAACAAACAGGUUCCUUAUGAGAGGUGGACGUGACCAGGAUAGGGAUAGGAAUGACUAUAGGAGGGAUAGAGACAGGACCCGUUACCGUGAGAGGGAACGCCACACGUACACCCGCAGUGGCAGGAUCAUAAAAGGACGCGGAGUGUUUCGCUACCGCACGCCGUCCCGCUCUCGCUCGCGCGAGCGCUCCGCCACGCCGCCGCACUGGCGCCAGGCGCAGCGCCGCGUAGUACAACUACCCCGCGCCCAGCCAAUGGACCGGGAGUUUGUUGACCAAAAUAAACCAAAAAGUACAGUCGCGCAACAGCACAGCAGAGAAGGUGAGGAAGGGACUCCAGAAAGACCGCGGGGGGACAAAGAGGAGGGAGAGUGUGACUCUACUUUGGAUCAAUCACGUCAUGAGAAAGUUGACUAUAACGCGCUGGACUUCGAAGAAGACAUUGAGCACGACGAGCGCGCGGCGGGCCGGCCGCGGCCGCUGGCGGGCGCCGAGCGCGCCGAGCUGCUGGCGCGCGCGCUGGGCGUCAACCCGAAGCGCGGCACUUCACCGUCCGAUCGGCCGUACUACGACCGUGCGGGGCGUGAGGGGCGUGAGGGGCGGGUACUACGCGAGGGGCGCCGCCCCGGGCCGCAGUCCGCGGUCGUGGCGGCCCCGGCCGUGUCUCACGUGUCCCACGUGUCGCACGAGCCGGCCUCGCACGGCGAGUACGACCCCUUCAGCCUACUGCGCAGCCAGUUCACUAAGAACAAGGAGCGGCCCAGGAAAGACGACCGUCCAGACAGAUUCGACAAGCACAGAGACACACAACGUGACAAACACAGAAGCGAAAGGGAAAAACACGAACAAGAGGACAAAGGCAAGAAUUCUAACAAAACUGAACAAAGAGAUGAAAAACAUGAAAGCGAAAAAUCCGCUGAGAAGGAAAAAUACAAAGGCAGAGAUCGUCGCGAGGCGUCCAAAGAUAAUGCUAAAGAUGUAUCUUCAGAUAGACACAAGGAUAAACGUGAUAGAUCGAAAGAGAGGCACGGGUCUAAGCAGAGGAGUGAUAGGCGAGCGAAGGAAGAUAGGAGAGAGAGAUCGAGGGAGAAAGACAGCAGUAGAGAUGAGAGGAAGAAGGAUAAGGACAGGAAAGGUCAUUCCAAUAAUAAGGAUAGAUCCAAAUCACCGUCACUCGAACACAAGCAGUCUGAGCCCAAGUCCGCUGAUGAUGAAAAGAAAAAGGCGGAGCGCGACGAGGCCCGCAAGGAGCUGCUGGAGAUCGUGCGCCUCAUCAAGUCGCGCCAGCGCCAGCGCGAGGCGCAAUCGAAGAAGAAGCCGCGCUCGUCCAGUUCGUCGUCGUCGUCGUCGUCGCGAGGCGCGAGACGUCGCAGUCGCAGCAGAGAGGCGCGUUCCCGCAGUUCGAGAGCGAAACGUGACCGCCGGACGUCUUCUUCUAACUGAAGUAACAAGGCCUACACCGAAUACCUUUAGUUUAUCCAUUCUAUUUUCAAUACAAAUAAAUUCAUACAAUUACUUGAA
Melitaea cinxia (Glanville fritillary) is the source of this 1606-nucleotide messenger RNA. RefSeq names its product peptidyl-prolyl cis-trans isomerase G-like. The record is from RefSeq and is a predicted model, not a curated record. The transcript is spliced from 14 exons. The coding region runs from base 47 to 1528 and encodes 493 amino acids. NCBI's taxonomy places the organism in Eukaryota, Metazoa, Arthropoda, Insecta, Lepidoptera, Nymphalidae.